AUGGGUUCCCUUACCAACUCCUACAAGUCCCUCUGCUCCUUCAUCGAUAAAGCCGCUAAGAAGCGCGAGACCACGAAGACUGACUCCUCAUUUGCCGCCAAAAUUACCAAAAAUUCCAGGACCAAGAAGAUCGGCCGCAUCGAGAACAGGCUUAAGGAAUCCAGCGGCGAUUUGUCGCUCUUCAAGUUCAAGUCCAGUGUCGUCAUUGCCCUCGUCCUCUUCGUCAUCUUAGGGCUACUUAGCUCGAUGUUCGAGGGAAAGAUAGUGGCAAAAUUACCCUUCAAGCCCUUUGGGUUGGUGAUGAAGAUGACCCACAGAGGGCUGCAAGGGGAGGAUGCGACAUACUAUUCAAUGGUUGGUGAAAUCCCAAGCUGUAUUGGAAUCCCUAAAAACCUUCGGGAAUCCCAAAAUUUUGGUUCGGUUUGGUUUUGA
Messenger RNA from Malus domestica (apple), 432 nucleotides. RefSeq lists its product as uncharacterized. The record is from RefSeq and is a predicted model, not a curated record. Gene Ontology annotation, molecular function: calcium channel activity. Gene Ontology annotation, cellular component: cytoplasm; endoplasmic reticulum membrane. Gene Ontology annotation, biological process: endoplasmic reticulum calcium ion homeostasis. NCBI's taxonomy places the organism in Eukaryota, Viridiplantae, Streptophyta, Magnoliopsida, Rosales, Rosaceae.